AUGGCUACUCAAUCUCCUACUGAGGCAGCUCCCCGUCGUUCUUCGUUCGUUCAGCCAAAGCCACGCGCUCUUCGUCCAUUCAAUACCUCAGAGGUCAAAAUUCUCUUGCUCGAGAAUAUUAAUGAGACAGCCGUAAAAUCUUUUUUGAAGCAAGGGUACCAGGUAGAGACAUAUAGCAAGGCGCUAGUCGGCGAUGAAUUGCUCGAGAAGAUCAAAGACGUCCAUGUGGUUGGUAUCCGUUCAAAGACAAAGCUUACAAAACAGGUGUUGAAUGCUGCUGUCAACCUAAAGGUUGUUGGUUGUUUCUGUAUUGGCACCAACCAAGUUGAUCUUCACGCCGCCGCUCACAGAGGAAUUGCAGUGUUCAAUUCGCCAUUCAGCAAUUCUCGCUCCGUGGCUGAACUAGUCAUCGGCGAAAUGAUCGUAUUGGCUCGCCAGUUGGGUGACCGCAAUAUCGAAAUGCACUACGAGACAUGGAACAAGGUUUCUAAGAGAUGUUUUGAGAUUCGUGGAAAAGUACUGGGUAUUGUUGGAUAUGGUCACAUCGGCUCGCAGUUAUCUGUACUAGCCGAGUCCAUGGGAAUGACAGUAUACUUUCAUGACGUUCUCCAGAUAAUGCCACUCGGAACUGCUAAACAAACCGAAACACUCGAGGAACUGCUGUCCAUCUCUGAUUUUGUGUCGCUACACGUACCCGAAUUAGAAGAGACCAGAGAAAUGAUUGGCGAACGUGAGAUCAUGGGCUACAUGAAGAAAGGAUCCUAUCUCCUCAACAAUGCCCGAGGUACUGUGGUGCAAAUCCCAGGCCUUAUCAAGGGUCUCCAGUCUGGCCAUUUAGCUGGUGCUGCUAUCGAUGUAUUCCCAAAAGAACCUGCAAGCAACGGUAGACACUUUACAGAGUAUCCCGAGCUCCUCAAGUGCCCCAAUAUCAUCAUGACUCCUCACAUCGGAGGCUCUACCGAAGAAGCUCAGCGUAUGAUUGGUAUCGAAGUAUCCUCUGCAUUGAUCAAAUAUAUCAACGAAGGAACUUCAAUUGGUGCUGUCAACUUUCCUGAGAUUGAUCUUCGUGUUAUCCGCGAAGAUGACAAGAACACGGUUCGGGUCCUCUACAUUCAUCGUAAUAUUCCAGGUGUACUCAAGGCUAUCAACGAGAUCUUUGCCGAUCACAACGUAGAAAAGCAAUAUUCUGAUUCCAAGGGAGACAUUGCCUAUGUUAUGGCUGAUAUUGCCAAUGUUGCAGAAGAACAGCUUCAUCAAAUAUAUGAUGCAAUUAUCGCAACACCUGCCAACAUCAGCACUCGGAUGCUCUAUUAAUUAUUAUUUUUACCAAUAAAACAUGUAUCAAGAGU
Molecule: messenger RNA, 1349 nt
Organism: Phycomyces blakesleeanus NRRL 1555(-)
Lineage: Eukaryota; Fungi; Mucoromycota; Mucoromycetes; Mucorales; Phycomycetaceae
Exons: 4
Coding region: 1-1314 (437 amino acids)
Molecular function (GO): oxidoreductase activity, acting on the CH-OH group of donors, NAD or NADP as acceptor; NAD binding
Source: RefSeq, a predicted model, not a curated record